CUCUUCACCACCCUCCACACUGCCUUUCUCAAUGGCACCGGUCGACCUAGAAAACCUCUUCUGCGGCAGAGGAGCCUGCGAAUCAAAACUCUUCGUCUCCUCCGAUGAUCCGAUACUUGAAGAUCCCGACCUCCCUCCGGAAUCCGUCCAGGUACCAAUGGGCGACGUUCUCCGUUGGAUCAAACUAAACAAAGUCCUCGAUCGAGGACCAUCCACUAUCGGAAACGCUAACCCUAAAUCAUGCCGGAGUACCUCCAAGCCCAAAUCUUGCUUACAGAGGCUAAACGCCGGCGGAUCCAUCAAGCCGCCGAAUGGUCCGAUCCUCGGCCUCCCUAACUCCACUUUCCACGGCAACGUAUCUCGCCCGCUACCGACCCCUCGGAUCUUCCCUUUGAACUAUUCGAUAGAGAGGAAGCCAGCAGUUCUGGAUCCCGGAUCUCCGAAGGUUUCCUGCUUCGGUAGUGUUCUAUCGGAGGGAGAAAAGGAGCUCGGCCGUCGUAGUUCAGUUGGUGUUGGUGAGGCGGAGCUGGUAAAAGGGGUGGGGUGCUGGGCGAACUUGGCGAUGCUUUUUGGAUUCGCCGGUGUAUAUCCGGCAGUUUCCGGCGAGUUCGAAAACGACGUUAGUUGCACUACGAACUUCUCCGGCGAGGAGGAGAGGAAGACGGUGGAUUCGGCGGUGCCGGAACUGCAAGGGAUGAAGAGAUUCAAGUCCGGGAGGAGAUCGCGUUCGUGGUUGGAUGACGUGGAUGUCUCUAGCGGUGGACACGUGGUUUCGUUAGAGCCCUUGGAUAGGGAGUGCGCGUUGCGGCGGAGCUAAGAGCAAGGUAGAAAAGGAGGCGGAGUUUGAAAUAAUUACGUUAUAUAAAGUAUAAAAGUAAUGAACAUAGUAAUACACUACUUAUGAGGCAGUGCUAAAUAGGCUGUAAAAAAAUUAAAUAAGAGGCUAAUGUAAUUUUUUUAAAAUAGCGUUUAUUUUAGAGGGUAAAUCUUCUUUC
Molecule: messenger RNA, 995 nt
Organism: Dendrobium catenatum
Lineage: Eukaryota; Viridiplantae; Streptophyta; Magnoliopsida; Asparagales; Orchidaceae
Exons: 1
Coding region: 32-817 (261 amino acids)
Source: RefSeq, a predicted model, not a curated record